UUGUCGGAUUCAGGUUAUGUCAAAUGUUCCUCCGAGAAUAAUACAAACAAUCAAGUCCAUGAAUAUGGAAAAAACGUUGAUGGAAGUCCAUACAAUGCAUAUUUGGAACUAAAGUCGUCAGAUUAUGACAGAAUACGAGACUCAGCGCUCCUUUCGAUGUCAGCUAAAUCGGAUCAUGAAUACUUCACGCCAGAUGACAUUCCACACCCGGGAUACCCUAACUCCGAUUACGGUUUAUCGGACUCGCUGUACGAGAAACCAGUACAAGUUGUCCAUCCUUUGCGAAACCAGGCACAGAAAAUCACACGUGUACAGAAUACCAUUAGCCAGCCACCACCCGUCCCAAAACCUCCAGAUAGGAAACAGUCCAAACGUAGCAAGCGACCUCUUCUCGUCUGCUGUAUUUCCUUCUUGUUUAUUAUAACCGUCUCCUCCGUAGGAACUAUCGUGUUUCUUGUAUUAAACAACAAAGAUAAACCAGAACCUAAUCAAAACACACAGAUAUCAACAGAUUUGAAUCAGGAUGCAUCAUCGAUGACGCCAGGAAUUUCAGAAACAACAACCUCAAAAUUAACUGAAACGAUAACAACACCGACUACAACGAUAUCAUCAAUAAUGACAACGCCACCAAUGGUAGAGACAACAAUAAAAACAACGCAAACUACAACAGAAAAGACGACAACGUUUACAACAGGAACAAUGUCACCAACAACAAAGGAAACAACAACAUCGAUGACAACAACACCAACAACAAAAUUGACAACUACGACAACAGCAUCGAACAUAUCAGCUGGAAAUAGAAGCAUGGAUUGUAAGCAACUACAUCAGCAGGGUUAUACCAGUACAGGGGUGUACACGAUAUACCCCUACUUCCCCGUGACCAGACCAGUGGAAGUUUACUGUGAUAUGACAACAGAUGGAGGGGGAUGGACGGUGUUUCAGCAUAGAAAGGAUGGAGCUGUUGAUUUCUUUUGGUUUUGGUCGAACUACUCAUCAGGAUUUGGGCGACCACAAGGAGAGCAUUGGCUUGGAAACAAUCACUUACAUCAGCUGACAACCCUUGGAACGUCAGAUCUUUACAUUCUCCUAGAAAAAUUCGGCGGUGGUUGGUUCUAUGCCAAGUACAAAGAUUUUAGGAUUGCCAACGUAUCAGAUAGUUAUAGGAUGAGAGUUAAAGAGGGUUCUUAUCAGGGGACUGCAGGGGAUUCCAUUGAAAGUCAUGGAACAACUAACACGAAUGGAUAUAAAUUCACUACAAUUGACAUAGAUAAUGAUUUUGCUCCGAGCAAUUGUGCAUUAGCACGCAAAGGCGCAUGGUGGCAUAAUAUAUGCACGUGGGCAAACCUUAACGGAAUAUACGGAAAUGGAAGUUGUGUGGCUGCUGAGAAUUGUAAUUUUUGGUAUUCACUGUCAACCAGCUAUAUUGGUGUAAAAACUUCAUUUAUGAUGGUUCGCAGAGUUUGACAAAUUGGAUUGUUUUAACGCUGAAAUGUAUGCAAACUUUCUAGAACGCCUUUUAUAAUUAUCAUCAAAUAUUUACAUUCUAAAAAUGUUUCCCAGUAUAAAGUGCAAUAUUCUUUUGGAACAUGUUGUAUUUAAGCCUUUAUGUACACAGGCGUUAAGUCAUGAACAAUCGAUUCAUAAAUAGAUUGUUAACGUGUUUAACAAAUUUAAUUCAUAGUGUAU
Saccostrea cuccullata (small rock oyster) is the source of this 1686-nucleotide messenger RNA. Its product is annotated as ficolin-2-like. The record is from RefSeq and is a predicted model, not a curated record. The coding region runs from base 157 to 1464 and encodes 435 amino acids. The transcript is spliced from 11 exons. Lineage: Eukaryota; Metazoa; Mollusca; Bivalvia; Ostreida; Ostreidae.